Messenger RNA from Camelina sativa (false flax), 2331 nucleotides. The record is from RefSeq and is a predicted model, not a curated record. NCBI's taxonomy places the organism in Eukaryota, Viridiplantae, Streptophyta, Magnoliopsida, Brassicales, Brassicaceae.
AUGUUCCAUGGACUACGUACCAAUCCUUCGUGUAAGGGGAAGUAUAUGACUAUCAAGACGGAUAUGAGUAAGGCCUACGACCGUGUGGAGUGGUCUUUUAUUCAAGUUUUAUUGCGUAAGAUUGGUUUUUGCGAACGGUGGAUACAUUGGAUUAUGUAUUGUGUUCAGUCGGUCCAGUAUAAAGUACUGAUUAAUGGUCAGGCAUAUGGAUCCAUUAUCCCUAAUCGGGGGUUGCGGCAAGAGGAUCCUCUAUCGCUUUAUCUCUUUAUUUUAUGCACGGAGGUGCUUAUUGCACAAUUUCGGAAAGCGGAACAGAUGAACCUUAUUACAGGCAUCAAGGUCUCGACAGCUAGUCCUGCCAUUUCACAUCUAUUAUUCGCGGAUGAUAGUCUUUUUUUCUGUCGGGCCACUCGGGAGCAGUGUGAAGUGGUUUUAGGGAUUCUUAGGAAGUAUGAGCGGGCUUCUGGCCAACAAAUCAACUUCCAAAAAUCUUCUGUCCAAUUUGGUCAUACGGUGGAUCUGGCUCCCCGUGAAGACUUGAAAAUAGUUCUAGGGAUUACAAAUUUGGGUGGAAUGGGUUCCUAUUUAUGUAUUCCGGAAAGUUUGGGUGGGGCAAAAACAAAGAUUUUCUCCUUUGUCCAAGACAGGUUACAAACACGGGUGGGUGGGUGGCCAGCCAGACUUUUAUCAAAGGGUGGUAAGGAGGUUAUGAUAAAGUCUGUUGCUACAGCUGUCCCAACUUUUGUAAUGUCUUGUUUCCGGAUCCCAAAGACGGUCACGAGGAAAUUGACUAGUGCAAUUUCUAACUUUUGGUGGAGUUCCUCUGGCACAUCCAGUGGAUUACAUUGGUUGGCAUGGGAUAAGUUAUGCCGUGGGAAGGCUGCAGGCGGUUUGGGUUUUCGGUGUUUGGAUGAUUAUAAUACAGCCUUGUUGGCAAAACAGCUAUGGCGUUUGAUAACUGUACUGGACUCUUUAUUUGCACGGAUGUUUAAAGGCCGUUAUUAUAGGCACUCUGAUCCUUUGGAUCCAAUUAAAUCUUACUCCCCAUCUUAUGGAUGGCGGAGUAUAAUCUCUGCUCGCUCUCUGGUUAAUAAAGGACUCAUUAAACGGGUAGGAUCUGGCGCCUCUAUCUCAGUAUGGAAGGACCCCUGGAUUCCUGCUCAACUCCCGAGACCAGCACUAGGCAUAGGGUCGCCUGCUGACCCUUUGCUUCUCGUUCAAAAUCUUAUUGACAGGAAUUCUAACUCCUGGGAUUUAGCUCAGCUGACGGCUACGUUUGUACCGGACGAUGCAGCUAUUAUUUAUGCCUUACCGCUGCGACAACCGGAUAAACCGGAUUUGUUGGGUUGGCAUUUUACCAAGUCUGGUAAAUAUUCAGUGAAAUCCGGGUAUCAUGUUUGUUGCCCGCCGAAGAUUCGUCACUUUAUGUGGCAGGUAUUAUCGGGUUGUGUGGCGGUCACAGCUAGUUUACGGAAACGAGGACUGAGUUGUGAUGCUGUGUGUGGUGUUUGUGGGGAUCACGAUGAGACGAUUAAUCAUACUCUUUUUGAGUGUCCACCAGCUGUGCAGGUUUGGGCCUUAUCCCAGUUUCCAACGGUCAUGGGUACCUUUCCGGCGGAGUCGGUUUUUACAAACAUGGAUUUCCUUUUGUCACGAUGCCCUACGGUUCCUGACCAAGAGGUGUUUCCCUGGAUUCUAUGGUAUAUUUGGAAGGCUCGUAAUGAUAAACUCUUUGGUAAUUUGGACUCCAAUCCUCUUGCGCUCUUGCGUAUAGCAGAGGCCGAAGCAAAAGCCUGGCUGUUGGCUCAAGGAGAGGACAGGUUACCCGACUUGGGUUCUAACCCCGCGUCAAUUUCUAGGGGAGGACGGAUCGAGGCUCAUACAUCUAUGUCGUCUCAUCUGUGUUAUAUAGAUGGUUCUUGGAAAGAAACGGAUCGGUAUGCUGGUCGAGGAUGGUUUUGCAUUUCACCUUUCGGAGAAGGCCCUACUAUGGGUGCAGCGAAUCAUCGGCGUAGUCUAUCACCUCUUCAUGCGGAGCUGGAAGCCCUCAUUUGGGCAAUGCGUUGUAUGAUUGGGGCAGAUAACCAAUCUGUCAUUUUCCUUAUUGACUGCUUAGAUUUGGUGAAGAUGGUGUCUUCGCCCACUGAAUGGCCUGCGUUUACGCUUUAUCUGGAGGAUAUUCAGACGGACAAAGAGGAGUUUGCUUCAUUCUCAAUAAAAUACGUUCCUUGCUCUCAGAAUGGUAAAGCGGACAAUUUGGCGAGACGAGCUCGCUCAGCACCGCACUUAGUUACCUAUGUUCACAAUUUCCCUUCGCAUUGGCUUGUUUGA